This is a messenger RNA of Anas platyrhynchos (mallard), 1101 nucleotides long. The record is from RefSeq and is a predicted model, not a curated record. NCBI's taxonomy places the organism in Eukaryota, Metazoa, Chordata, Aves, Anseriformes, Anatidae.
AUGAGGGCGACAGACGAGCGGGUCGCUUGCUCUGCGCGUACCUCGGGUAACCACAACGAGCUUGGGGAGCUCCCGGAGCUGCGGGUGCGAGCAGAGAGAAGUGCCCAGGGGGAGCCGGGGGCCGUGCUGGUGGACUGCGGAGACCUAACCCUGCCUCGUCCCUUGUUUGCAGAGGAGGACGGCGAGCUCUACAAGGCCGAGGAGUGCGACCUGGACUGCAGCAGCAGCAGCCGGCCGAGCCGCAGCCCCGACAGCGAGCUGCAGGACGACGAGGAGCUGUGCGGCGAGGAGAGCAGCACCAGCACCACCACCACCAGCACCGCCACGGGCGGCAGCGCCUCGGCGGCUCCCGGAGAGCCCGAGCCGGGCCACCACCACCAUCACCACCAGCAGCAGCAGCAGCAGCAUCACGCCGAGGCCACCCCGCAGCCCCCUCCUCAACCCCAGCAGCCUCCUCCCUCGGCAGCGCCCGGCGGGGGGCAGCAGAGCCAGCAGCAGGCUAAGCCCAAGAGGAAGCGCACGGGCUCGGACUCCAAGUCGGGGAAGCCCCGACGGGCUCGGACAGCUUUCACCUACGAGCAGCUGGUGGCGCUGGAGAACAAGUUCAAGUCCACGCGGUACCUGUCGGUGUGCGAGCGCCUCAACCUGGCGCUCUCCCUCAGCCUCACCGAGACGCAGGUGAAGAUCUGGUUCCAGAACCGCCGCACCAAGUGGAAGAAGCAGAACCCCGGCGCCGACACCAGCGCGCCCACCGGCGGCGGCGGCGCGGGCGGAGGAGCGGGGGGCGGCGGUUUAGGGGGCGGCCUCAGCCCCCUCAGCCACUCGCCGCCCAUGGGCAACCCGCUCUCCAUGCACGGGCCCGGCAGCUACGCCGGGCAUCCCGCCGGGGGGCUGGUGUGCGCCGCCCAGCUGCCCUUCUUGCCCAGCCCCGCCGUCCUCUCGCCCUUCGUGCUGGGCUCGCAGACUUAUGGCGCCCCCGCUUUCUACACCCCGCACCUAUAAGCCCGCCGCAGUCCCCACGGAAACCCGCCUCAGGCGGCAGGGUGGGUGCGGGGAGGGGUUGUGGGGGUGCGAGGGGGAAGCUCCGAGGAUGGGACGGGG